AUGAUUACUAAGCAAAGCCUGAGUGGCAAUAUUUCUUUAGGAAAUGUUUCUUCCCUCGUUAACGGGUGUGACAGCAGCAGCGGAGAUUCUUCCCAUGAAGAGAUCAGCAGAGACGAUCAAGGCAGCAAUGAUCGCCGAACGAACGAUUGUACCCUUCAUCGUGGUUCUAGUCACACAAAAUCUAUACCACCCGGUUUGCUAGCCUCUGACGAUAGCUGUAAUGCGGUAGACAAAAAACUGGGCAGUGACGACGAGCAGCAAAGGCGGCGUGCGAAUUUGUUCAGGGAUUCCGAUCUCUCGUUCAAUGGCAAAAUAAGCCCAUUGAUAGAGGGCACAGGACGAGUAACAAACUGUGCUCUAGAAGUAUCAACUAUUUCUAGUAGUUAUGGCUUCGUACAGAUAAAGCCGAAAGCUUCAGGUUCUUAUGAGUGUGAUGAAGCUGCUCAAGAGAAAACACUGAACGAAACGUGUGAACUGUUAACAAAAGAGAACAAAUCGUUGACUCAUUACGAGAAUGAACAGUCGCCAGAUAUGUUUGCGGAAGAUGACGAUACGGUGGACGACAAAAAGAAGAAUGACGAAAGCCUUUCACGCGCGUACCAACGUACCAGUGGAAUGUCCUCGAAGGAGUUAGAGUGUGUAGAUGAGAGUAAAGUGGAUCGUAUAGAGCGUACUUUGUUGAAACGGUUACAGAUGUCGCUUGCCGGUAUUCCACCGCCUCCAGCGUUAACGUACUCAGCUAUCGACGUCGGGAGUAUGCUUGCAAUUUAUCACAGUAAUGCUGAGCGGUGGUUAGCAGCACAUAGCUUGAGUAAGUCGGACAGUGCCCGGGAAGCAACGGACAACACAAACGAGACUGACGGUAGUGCUACUGCCGGGAUGGAUGAUAAAAAAGCGCAGGAGUGCCUUAGCAAGCCAACUCAAACAUUGGCCGAUUUGGCGAACAUCGCAUGGCCCGAGUUAACGAAGCACCGUGCUCAUGGACUGCACUAUAACCGAUCGUUGGCAACGGAAAUGUUUGAAUUGUUAAGCUUGAAAUACAUCGAACGCUAUCUAAGCGCGGAAACGAGCUCUUCCUUUAAUAUGACUAUUUUGCAGUCAAGUGCAAAAAAACGGAAUCAACGACUGAAAUUAUUGAGCCAAUCGCCCGGUAGGCGACUAAGCCAUCUGGCAAAACGCAGGGCAAUAUUUUCGUCCGAGAGUUUACUUAGUAAUAGCGACAGCAAAUGUGCAACAAGCAGCAGUGGAAGGGGCAUUAUUAACGCAAAUUCACUUAGGAAGUUAAACCCGCACAGAGUAUGCAAUACCAGACAAGUGUUUCUAGAUCCCAAAAAAUCGGACAACCGUAGGAAAAAUAAAAUUAAAACUCCUAAACGUAGGACUCCAGGCGGAAAAAAGUCACCCCAUCGACGGACCCCUGGAUCAUCCAGCAAAAGCUUGACACUGAGGCACGUUGUUACUAGUUCUAAACCAGGUACCCAACCGGUCCACGUCCCGGCUACUCGUGAAACAUCAAAACGGGCCCUUUUCCUCAGCCCUCAGAAUGGUGGUGUGACGGCCUCUGCACGCGCUUACGGCAGCAACAGCAAACAAACAGAUCGUUCUAUAUUCUCAGAGGCACGGGUAUUGAAAUCAAAACGGUCGCUGUUUUCGCCAACACAUGAGUCACAGUCUAGCAUUCAACCAUGUUCAGGCGCAUCAACAUUUGCAGGAACGGCUGCUUCGUCGUCCUUGAAAACGAUGUCAGUUAGCAACGCGGUAUCGUCGAAUAAGCGAGGACGCUCCCCUGCGGUCGAUAACGAUAAUGACGAGCGGACGGAGAAAAUCCCACGCAUGGAAUCCUCCGGACUGAGUGAAGAGGAUCUGACCCCACGGUCGCUAAAGUUUGCCCGCAGCAAAAGUUUCUGCGUUGGUUUGCAAAGUGCUGGUGGGCAGCAAACGGGGCCGUCGGAGUGUGCAACAGGUUUAGGAGGGAAGUUGCUAUUUCGUUCUAAUUCGGAGGUAUCUGCCGAAGAUGGCCAUCGUCCCGUAAUGAUGCUGACGGAGAAUCAUAAGAAGAAGCUACUGUGGGCGGUUUCACAUGCGCUGAAUAGCAAACAAAUCACCACAAAACACGAACAGUUUAAAGAAUACGCGUCCAAUCUGGUACGCGUAGUGAAGAGACUGUUUCUCGAGUUUAACGAUCUAACCACCAAUCGGACCAGCGAUAAAUUGCUCAACUUAGCAAACAAACACGUGUACGAAGUGAUACAAGGUAAAAGCGUGGACGAUAUUUACUUCCGCGAGAAAAUACGCAUCAUGCAUACACGAAAUAUGCCGAAACUGCAGGGUUACAUCGCACCUGAGGAAUACGAAAGGCGAAAGCUAAAACGCACCGGGUCGAUCGUAAGCAUCAGCUCCGAUGUUUCAUCUCCGUUUGAUUUCUCGCUAAGCGCUAGUCAAAGCCUGCUCAGUCAGAGUUCCGUACUCUCGCAGGGAAGCUCGCUAGGGGGUUUGUCACAGUUAUCCCAAACGAGCAGCAGCUUCGUGCGGGGAGGACAGAUUAAGACUGCGGCUUCCACUGGAAGUAUGAAUACGGUUGGACUUGUGCGUGGUGUUGGAACUAGCUUAAGUACCACGGUGUUACGCGAAAAUGUUGACAGUGAGCUGCGACAACGGUCCACUAAGAAGCUACUGAGCUUUUCGGGAAAGGACCAGAAAAACGUUAGUCCCUUCAGAAUGGAGAAAAAUAGCCUUUUAGGAGGUAGCGCGAAUGCCAACAAACUGCUGGUCGGUGGUGCGCUUAAUUCUAGUAUCAUGAAAGCUAAGCGACAGAUUUCAUUCGAGUAGCGAAAACCCGUUCAGGAGAACUAUUGGCGAAGCGUUGCGUGUAAGAAAUUCUUUAUUCCUGUAGUCUGCUUUUCCAGUGGUUAUCUAUUUCGUGACAAGAUAAA
Molecule: messenger RNA, 2933 nt
Organism: Anopheles nili
Lineage: Eukaryota; Metazoa; Arthropoda; Insecta; Diptera; Culicidae
Exons: 6
Coding region: 1-2829 (942 amino acids)
Source: RefSeq, a predicted model, not a curated record